Leguminivora glycinivorella is the source of this 2716-nucleotide messenger RNA. RefSeq lists its product as uncharacterized. The coding region runs from base 375 to 1802 and encodes 475 amino acids. The record is from RefSeq and is a predicted model, not a curated record. NCBI's taxonomy places the organism in Eukaryota, Metazoa, Arthropoda, Insecta, Lepidoptera, Tortricidae. The transcript is spliced from 10 exons.
GAAAAUAAUUAACAUCAGGUACCACGUCGGGGCAAAGGAGGGUUGAAUUGAAAUUUGUAUUUACAUUAUGUGCUGAAUGAUUUUAAAAUGAUUUAAGCAAAGACUCAUUAUCUGUUUUCAAUAUUGCAUCUAAGUAUAUGUGUCUCACUCCUUUUAUUCUUCUACUAUUUUAUUUUUCUCUGUCUUUCUACGUUACGAAAGUAUUUAUCACUUGCAAUAAACAGCAGCGAGCGAUUUAUUUUAUUAAUCACUGGACGCUCCGCUAUCGCUAGCAAUAAGACCGGAGCCUAACAUUGUUUGCCAAGCUACAAUUGUUUGUAUAAAAAUGUCCACUUUGAAUUCAUCGAGCCAGUCAGUAGCGUAACUACUACAAAAUGCGGUGGUUCAUCCUCCUGUGUGCGGCGGCGUUCCUCAACAAUGCGGACGCGCAGAAUCAAAUCUGGGAGUUAAACAGCAGCCUAUCCGACUUGUUCGUCGGACCAGACUCCGCCGUUCAUUGCCAGCUCACCAACCCUUCUGGAAACAUCGUCUUUGACGACUUCGGGCCGUGCAGGGUAAACAUCGACCGGGUGACGGAGCAACACAGUGGGCUGUGGACCAUGAGCAUAAUCCAGCAGAAUAAUGUGUUGGCUGUACGGCAGAGUUUUACUGCGCAGGUUACUUCUUCAGCCGCAGACUCCAAGCCCACGGUAUCAACAAGCGUGCAGCAAGAGAAGCCCGUAAUAAAGCUCCUCUGCUCCAUGGCAAAUGCUGAGCUGGUCACAGCCUGCGUGUUCAGAGAUCCGUCUGGGCGGGUGCUGCAAGCUCGCCAGGGUGUCUCUGAGGACCGAUACAGCUUCAUUGAAAGUUUAUCGGCCGGUGUGCAAAGCUGCGGUAUUGAGAUCAACGGACCCCUGGUUUCUGACCUGGGUUUGUGGCGCUGCGACCUCCAAACCACUGCAGACACCUACUUCGGACAUCUCACCGUUUUAUGUCCCUGGGCCAUGCAAGAUCCGGAAAUUGCGGCGGCUGUCAUAUCAGUUCCCACUCUGACCAGUCAGACCAAGGAUCAGGUGGUGAGUGAGGGAGACAGCGUGACGAUGUCCUGCUCCAUCCAGACCGCCAUACGCUACUGCUAUUUCCGAGCGAGGAACGGAACCAUCUUCAAUGUAAGGCCUGGUAUGACCUCCUCCUCCGUGGAGUAUGUAGGAGCCGGUCUGGGGGCAGGAGAGUGUGGCAUCCGCUUUCCUUCACUCUUCGCGUCUGACAGUGGAACCUGGAGCUGUCACGUCGGCUUCGCAGACUCCAGCGAGGAACAGCGCGUGCAGUUCUCCAUUCAAGUGCAAGAACCGAUAUCUGCCAGCCAGUUCGUUGAAUGCAACGAGUUGGUGAUAGCAGGAGUAGUUAACGGACACCCCGCCCUCGACUACUGCAGGUUCGUCCGCAUAGACGGACUAGGAUUCACUUCUGAGAACGUGCCAGCCGGUUACACCGACAGCAGUUCUCUCAGCCAGGGUCACUGCAAGAUCCGCAUGGCAAUGCCUACGAUUCUGGAGCAUCACGCAUGGACCGUAGUGGCCAAGGUUCGAAGCCAGGACAACGAGCUCAGUCAGUCCACUGACCAUACUAUUGAGAUGCCCCCACCAGAUGGCCCCGUGACCUGGUGGAUAUACGUGAUGAUAGUCUUGACACUAGUGGCGUUAGUGGGCGCGUUUGCCUUCAAACGCAACAGGCGCUGGGCAUCAGAGACCGCUACCGGCAUUCGCGACAGCUUCAGAAAGAACAAAUACCCUGAGCAGGAGAAACCGCCUCUACCAGCUUAAUGUACACCUACUUACCUACAGCUUAACCAUAUCCAUAUAUUAUGUAUACGUGAUGCUAGGAGUAGCACUGAUAGCGUUAGUGAUGGGCGCGUUUGCCUUCAAACGCAACAGGCGCUGGGCAUUCGGGGCAGCUUCAGGAAGAAGAAAUACCCUGAGCAGGAGAAACCGCCUCUACCAGCUUAAUGUACACCUACUUACCUACAGCUUAACCAUAUCCAUAUAAGUAUACGUGAUGCUAGGAGUAGCACUGGUAGCGUUAGUGAUGGGCGCGUUUGCCUUCAAACGCAACAGGCGCUGGGCAUUCGGGGCAGCUUCAGGAAGAAGAAAUACCCUGGGCAGGAGAAGCCGCCGCUACCAAAUAAACUUACAUACCAAUGUCUAUGGUAUGACAAAUGAAAAAUCUUCGUCACACCAACUGGUAAAGGCUCCCCACAAGAGUGCAAAGUAAUUUCAUAGAAAUUUUGAUGCACGAAAGGGUUGGACUAGGGUUGAUCUUUAGAUGAAAUGCUAAUUUAGAAUCAUAAAUGUUUUAAGAAAAUAUGAAUGAGAUUUAGUUUGAAGGUUUGGUGUGGUGAAAAAUGUUGUGUUUCAGUCAGUGGCAAAAUUUGUUUAACCUAUUUCGUGCCUUGAAACCCUCACAAUGUUUUGUAAUUUCUCUUUCUUUGCCCCCUUGUAAAUAAAACAAAACACUGUUUGUUUGUUUUCAAAAGUUUAGUAUCCCCCCCCCCUCGUCUGAGGUUGAGUUUUUAAUGGAGUUUGAGAAUUAUUUUUUCUGCUGCUAAUUCUGUCCGUUUUCAUUGAUAUUAAAUAAAUAUUAUAAAUUAAAUAUAAAUUAACUAUGUAUUUAUAAACUGUGAUAGGUAAAUUGACAAUAAAACAUGUAAACACAAUGCAAAUAAAUUAUUAUACCAUGA